Silurus meridionalis is the source of this 1822-nucleotide messenger RNA. RefSeq names its product E3 SUMO-protein ligase CBX4-like. The transcript is spliced from 5 exons. NCBI's taxonomy places the organism in Eukaryota, Metazoa, Chordata, Actinopteri, Siluriformes, Siluridae. The record is from RefSeq and is a predicted model, not a curated record. Gene Ontology annotation, biological process: negative regulation of DNA-templated transcription. The coding region runs from base 208 to 1350 and encodes 380 amino acids.
GAGACUUUCGCAGCGCGCGCGCGGGUGGAACGCGGACGGAUGAUCGACUCGAGAAGAAUUGCGUGUGUCCGAUAUGGAAUAUGGAUUAUAAACACACUCCUGCCUGCUGAUAAUCCGCAUUCCUGCUCUUAAUACACAUUUACUGCUAUUUAAAUAUCCAGGGAUUGUAUUUUUUUUUUUCUUUCUUUUUUUUUUUUUGCACUAAAAAUGGAGCUCCCUGCGGCAGGAGAGCAGGUCUUCGCCGUGGAGAGCAUCGAGAAGAGACGCAUCCGAAAGGGAAGGUUUGAGUACCUGGUCAAGUGGAGCGGCUGGUCACCAAAGUACAACACGUGGGAACCGGAGGAAAACAUCCUCGACCCUCGCCUCCUCGUCGCUUUCCAGCACAGGGAGCAUGAGGAGCAGCAGAUGGGUUAUCGCAAGAGAGGCCCGAAACCCAAACACUUUGUUACCCAGGUCUCAUCAUUCGCCUGGAGAUCCAGCGCACUUUCCGCCCUCCAUGACGCAUCGCAGGACAACAGGAUCCGAGCCAACGAUCUGAUGCCGAUGGAUCGGUUCCAUUUGGACAACAGGAGGCAGGAUUCAUACAAAAACAUGGAUGAUAUCCUGAUCAACGGGAAGAAUGAGAAGAAGCAGCACCAGUACCAACCUGAACCCAAACUGUAUCAGCAGGAACAGGCCCAGGAACCACGUUCAGCCAGGAGCAUGGAGCUGGAGAAGGAGCUGGAUGGUGGAAGGGAAGAUUCGAAGCUCAGUAAGGAGAGCAUGAGAAAUGUAAACGGCGUAAACAGAAAACUAAAAAUCGUGGAGAACAAGAACAAAAACGGACGCAUCGUCAUUGUGAUGAGUAAGUACCUGGAGAACAGGAAACAUGCCCACGGAGGAGUGGAGCAGAACCAGACGUCAGAGAGCGGAACCAUUUUCACAAACGGCACCGUGGAGAAACCUGAACACCAAAACGGUGUCCAUAAGCGGCGUCACUCAGAACCUUCUGGUGAUGGAGUGGACGCUAAAAGGUUCCUGAGCUGCAGGAGCAUAAGUGCACCAAAUGCAAGCUCGAGUCAGAGGCAAAGUAACGGCUCAAACCACAACAUAAAAGAAUCCUUAGAAUCAUGUCAGGACGAGCCCAUAGAUCUGAGCUUCACGGGUUCUCAAAAAAAAAUGAACUCCAAGAUGGACUGUGGGAUAAACAGCUGCUCGAACCCAGUCGAGACAGAGACUCCUUCUUCUCCUUCUUCUCCUUCAACACCCGAAUCUUCGUCGAGCUUCACGCCUUUCCUCGGAAAUAUAAUAAUCACAGACGUCACGGCCAACUGCCUCACAGUGAGGUUCAAGGAAUACAUACCAGUCUAAAAAAAAUACAACUAACGGUUAUUUAGUAAAAUCGUGCGCCUGUAAAUAAGCUUUUUUUCCCGAAUAAUCUGAUAGAAAAGUUUUUAUUUUUACACAAAAAAUACUUUUUUUGAAGCUGCUUUGCUUGUUUAGCACCAAUAAACACUCUGUCUGUCUCAGCCAAUCACAAGACAUUACAUCAUCACACCGUUUACUGAAGACGGAUAGGAGGCGGAGCUUAAUGCGAUCUCGAUAAGUCGCAAGAAUCCCUCAGAGUUAGCAAACGAUUUAUUGCUGAUUAUUAAAUUUACCUGCUGCUAUUCAUGUUGUGAUCAUAUUUUAUGUAAUGUGUUUGUAGGGUUUGUAACGAUACGGCGUGUCGAUACUUUUAACACUCCGCAUAAUAAUAAAUAUCAGCAUGUCGAAAUAAAAUACACGAUAACAAACUAGCAUACAAACUGGCACUAAUAUUAAAGUAUCCAAAUGAAUAUCA